This is a messenger RNA of Sitophilus oryzae (rice weevil), 687 nucleotides long. RefSeq lists its product as uncharacterized. NCBI's taxonomy places the organism in Eukaryota, Metazoa, Arthropoda, Insecta, Coleoptera, Curculionidae. The coding region runs from base 1 to 687 and encodes 228 amino acids. The transcript is spliced from 5 exons. The record is from RefSeq and is a predicted model, not a curated record.
AUGACCUUCUUAUUAGUAAUUAUUAAGCAUUUUGACGGUAGUUUUUGUCCAGAAGCAAGUCCACUAAAUAAUAUGUUCAGGCAGUUGUUUGUUAUUAUUGUGAUUUUCUGUCUUUUAACUGAUUGCGACAGUGAACAUCACUUAUCCAAACGAUCAUUUUAUCUAUUAUUUCCACGAAAUACAGUCUUACAGUUCACUUAUGGAUUGUCAGUGCCAUUCAUCUUGCCAAGAAGAUCCAUAAAUCUUACAUGGGGAUUUCAGUCGCAGUACAACUUGCCAAAAAAUAUAAGCGACUUUGUUCCAAAUACGAUAGCUGUGAGAUCUAAUACCAUGAACUUUGAUUUACCAAGAGUAAAAUUUUACGAUUACCUCUCAAAAAUUUUAACUAGCUUUGGAUUGCACGGAAGACAAUGCAUCUACAGGUCAAUAUGUGAGAUAGCUGAAAUACCAAUGUACAAAAAAGAUGAUUCUACUCUUGAAAGAAUUGUAGAGUUCUUAUUUACACCGUCUCUGGAUUUGGAGAAAACGAACAGUUCAGUAGCAGAAACGGAAUCGUAUCAAUCUGGCUUUACGAAAAAAAUACUUCGUGCGGAAGACGUCGGAAAGAAGAGUGGUCAUUGUGAUGAAAAGUAUUCCAAAUGUAUAAUUUCUUUAGUAGAUUUAAUAACAGUCCUAUAUGUAACGUAA